Molecule: messenger RNA, 931 nt
Organism: Fragaria vesca subsp. vesca
Lineage: Eukaryota; Viridiplantae; Streptophyta; Magnoliopsida; Rosales; Rosaceae
Product: floral homeotic protein PMADS 2-like
Exons: 7
Coding region: 61-681 (206 amino acids)
Biological process (GO): positive regulation of transcription by RNA polymerase II
Cellular component (GO): nucleus
Molecular function (GO): DNA-binding transcription factor activity, RNA polymerase II-specific; RNA polymerase II cis-regulatory region sequence-specific DNA binding; protein dimerization activity
Source: RefSeq, a predicted model, not a curated record
AAAGCAAGAAGAAAGAGUUCAGGGUGAGAGAGAUAAGAAGUUAAGAUAUUGUGGUGAAAGAUGGGGAGGGGUAAGAUUGAGAUUAAGAGGAUUGAAAACUCAAGCAACAGGCAGGUGACCUAUUCUAAGAGAAGGAAUGGGAUCAUCAAGAAGGCUAAGGAAAUCACUGUUCUCUGUGAUGCUAAGGUUUCUCUUAUUAUCAUUGCUAGCUCUGGAAAAAUGGUUGAUUACUGCAGUGGCCCUCCGGAAACGCUGAAGAAAAUCUUGGACAAAUACCACUCACAGUCUGGAAAGAGGUUAUGGGAUGCAAAGCAUGAGAACCUCUCCAAUGAAGUGGAUAGAGUCAAGAAAGACAAUGAUAGCAUGCAAAUCGAGCUUCGGCAUUUGAAAGGGGAAGACAUAACAUCUUUGAACCAUGUAGACCUGAUGACCUUAGAGGAAGCACUUGAAAUUGGCCUUGCAAGUAUCAGAGACAGAAAGUCAAAGUACGUAGAGGCGGUUAUAGAAAAUGAUAGAGCUCUGGAGGAAGAGCGUAAGCGCCUCACAUACCAGCUGUACAAAGUGAUGAAAAUUGAAGAGAAUUUGAGGGACAUGAACUACAACACCACCACCCAUGGCCAGCAGAUACCUUUUGCCCUCCGUGUCCAGCCUAAUCAGCCCAAUCUCCACGACAUAAUGUAAUAUUCAUGCCGAUAUACAUCCCUGUAUAUUUGCUAUGUUUGAGCUCCCUAUCGUCCUUCCCUCCAAGAACUGAUUAAUGCUUUUAUGGUUUGUAAUAUUAAAGCACUUAAGAAGCUAGUCUGCUUAUGACUAAGUAAUAAUGUUUGUGGGACUUGUAAUAAGUAAUAACUAUAUGGAGGGCUCUAUGUGUUUCUCCUGGUUUGUCUAGCAUUUUCUAACUAAUAAGAUGUACCUGGACUUAGCUGGUGUG